GGAAGCGAAACCUCACCUAAACAACAUUCUACCUGUUUCACUUUUAAUAGUUAAGAAGAGAGAAAGUCUUUGCCCAUAUCUGCCAGUACGAUCUAACCAGGCGGACAUCGUAGGUUGCUAAGAAACGUUAAAGAAAUGACAGGACAAAACGACAGUGAACAGGAAUAUGACUAUUCUGAAGAUUAUGGCAGCGAAAUCUGCAAUAAAACAGACGUUGUGAGAUUUGGAUCCAUCGCGACCCCGAUGUUCUUCUCCGCUGUGAUCGCGCUGAGUCUCGUGGGCAACGUCUUAGUCCUUGCUAUCUUGGUGCUGUACGAAACCCUUCGAUCGCUCACAAAUACGUUCAUUCUUAACCUGGCGCUCUCGGACUUAGUGUUCACGUUCGGACUUCCGUUCUGGGCGUACGAUCACCUGUGGGGGUGGACGCUUGGAGAAGAAGCCUGCAAAGCGGUUAAUUUUGUCUUCUAUGCCGGCUAUUACAGCAGCAUCGUUUUCCUAACGAUGAUGACUAUCCACCGCUACCUGGCCGUGGUCCAUCCGCUGGCUGACUUCGGAACUAGUAAGUGUUGCUAUGGCAUCAUCGCCUCCAUCAUCAUCUGGAUGGUGAGUUUCUCCGCGGCGAUCCCAUCCCUCCUCUACACCAAGGUCCUGGAAGAUCCCCACGACCCCAGUGUACUGUACUGCACUUACGACGACAUAAACUGGAAAACGGCUUCAGCUUUCCAGCAGAACGUCGUUUUCGUGGUGGCGUUUUCAGUUAUCGCUUUCUGUUACGGCAACAUUCUAUCGACAAUCCUCCGCUCGAGAUCGCACUCGCGGCACAGAACCGUGAAGCUCAUCUUCACCAUCGUGGUGGUGUUUUUCGUGGGAUGGGCGCCGUACAAUACCGUGAUAUUUCUAAGGUCAAUGACCGAUUUGUCGGUGUCCCCGUUCACCCAGUGCGAAAUCAGUACCGGACUGGAUUAUGGGUUCUACGUCUGUCGUAUGAUCGCCUUCUCUCAUUGCUGCCUGAACCCCGUCUUUUACGUCUUUGUUGGCAUUAAGUUCAGGUCGCACCUGAAGAUGAUUCUGCGAGGGAUCUGCCAACCACAAGCCACCGGCGAAACAUAUCGCCGCAACAGCAGGCUUAACUCUCACUCGCAUGGCUCAAUGUAUUAAAACAGCACGAACAAUUAAAACAAUUAAGUAACAAGUAUUUACAAAUUGAAAUAACAUAUUUAAAAUAAAAAAUUCACUUAUUGAACAAUAAAAAUUCAACAUUAUUACCGGGACGGUAGCCUAUUCGAGUAGCCUAUUCAACAUUUAAGAUUUUGUCUCCACUGAACCCUCCACGUAUUGCUGCUUGAAGGGAAAAAAGGUCGUGAUUUGCAUCGAUCAUGUGCAAAACCGCUUGGACACACUGUCUGUACAGUGUUUAUGUGUGGCUACGUUUGUCAACGACGCAAAUUUCUUUGUCCACUUACGUCGGCCAGAACCCCGUUUAAAUGGACCAGUAGCCUAUAACAACUGCCACAUUGAAUGAGGGGGGGAUAAUGGUAACCACCCUCCACGAACCUUUAGUUUUUAACACAAAUACUUAUUUUGUUUUUCCAACCAUGUUAAGGAGGCGCUUCACAUGCUUGUCGUGCUGGUUUCAAAAAACUACAUUUCCCUUUGUGUGCGCUGAAAUGCAACUACAAAAAGCGGCUGUUUGUCAUGGGUAGGCUACUAGUCCUUAAGGCUUAAACGGGGAAUUAUCUUUAUGUUAAUCUUGGGUUUUACUUUAGGCUCGUCAAAUAUCUUCUUAUUGUACAUUCGUAGUCUCGUAUGAUAUCCUGACGUAGGCUAUAUUCAAAGAAAACAAAAAACAAAAAAAAUUAUUUGUGUAGGCUACUUUCAUAGAGGAGGAUUAAAACAUUGCGGUGUUAUGCAAUGUUUUAAAAUCGUAUGUAACCUGUAAGGAUGUUUGCGUUUCAAUGGUGCUGCUUAAAUAUACAUUUAGAACUGCAUUAAACUGUAACAGGUUAAGAGUUAACACGCAAUUGUUGAUAAGCGUAACUGUGCUGAUCAACCUAAUCCUGCUGCUUGCUGAAUGUAGCUAAUAAUAAUAAUAAAUAAGAAACCAGUAUUUUAGGCUUUCGGCAGUUGGUUCAUAGACUGUUACAGCUGUGGAUUUUGUGAAGCUCCAUUAUAUGUUUAUUUUCCAUGAGAAAUGCUAGCUUUCCAUAGCUGUUAGGUGGCCGGUUGAUUGAAUCUUUUUUAUUUUAUUUUAUUUUAUUUUUUUAAUGCAAUACCUUGCCCUGUAACAACAAUAACAGCCUGCCUGUCCCAAAACAUUGCUUCAGUUAACAAACUGUGUACUACAAAUUAAAUGACCGGUGUGCACAACGCAUUUUUUAAAUAAAUACUGUUGAAAAAUCA
Messenger RNA from Anguilla anguilla (European eel), 2400 nucleotides. RefSeq names its product chemokine (C motif) receptor 1a, duplicate 1 (gene xcr1a.1). The transcript is spliced from 2 exons. The record is from RefSeq and is a predicted model, not a curated record. The coding region runs from base 136 to 1158 and encodes 340 amino acids. Gene Ontology annotation, biological process: G protein-coupled receptor signaling pathway; chemotaxis; immune response. Gene Ontology annotation, cellular component: membrane. Gene Ontology annotation, molecular function: chemokine receptor activity. Lineage: Eukaryota; Metazoa; Chordata; Actinopteri; Anguilliformes; Anguillidae.